CCUGCGGAGCGCUGAUAACGCGCGCGGGGUGAACGAUAUCACAUCAGACAACGGCACCUAUUCACUCCUAUCGCGCGACAACCACCGCUACGCGUGGAGUCCUGAGUGAAAACCGAUCUGUGGAAAAUUGGAGAGGAAAUAGUCUUCCCGGGAUCAGCGUGGCCGUAUAGAAUUACGGUGGAAGCCCCUCCCCCUGUCUGGCUCGCUCUUUUUUUCUCAACCUCUCGGUUGGCUUUCCGAGAGGGCUCGAUCCCACUCACGCUCAGAGCGCUGAGAAAUAGCAGGCAGAAGAUGGCUGACUCUACCGGGCACGGUGAGCCCACAGCAGCAGCAGCAUCAACUUCACCGGGGCUUCUCACGCGCCUGCCAUUCGCUGCCACUCCGCAACUCUGAAACGGCCCCGCCUCGCUCCGGGCCCCAAAUAUUGACAGAGAUUUAAAGAAAACAUGGCUGAGAUGGAGAAAGAGGGAAGACCUCCGGAAAACAAGAGGAGCAGAAAGCCAGCUCACCCCGUGAAGAGAGAAAUUAACGCAGAGAUGAAGGUCCCGUCCAAUCGGUCCCUCCCAGGGGCGGGGCAGGCAGGCAAUCUCCAUGGCAACUCGCCCUACUUGAUGAGUUUUGCCGAAAACACCAUGAAUGAGUUGCUUGGAUGGUACGGGUAUGACAAAGUGGAGUUACGAGACUCAGAUGACAUAGAGAUCCGCAACUACCCUGACGGAGAAAUGCGGCAACACGUCUCUGUCCUGAAAGAGAACUCUUUGCCAAAAGCAUCCACAGUGGAGAACAGUAGUGGUUCUCCUCCACACGCCAACAGCUCUGGCUCUACUCCGACAUCACGGAAUGGAGUGAUAGCCGAGGCGUCUGCAAACCCCUCCUCCUCUAAGGAGCACGGAGGCCUGCCAAUCAUAGUGCCCUUAAUCCCGCCCCCUCUGAUCAAAGCACCAGCAGAGGAGGACACCUCUAAUGUUCAGAUAAUGUGUGCGUGGUGUCAGAAGGUGGGAGUGAAGCGUUAUGCUCUCAGUAUGGGCUCUGAAUUGAAGAGUUUCUGUAGUGAAAAAUGCUUCGCUGCAUGUCGACGUGCCUACUUCAAACGCAACAAGCUUGGAUAUGUGAGGAAUUGCAGUGCCAGAGAGGAGGAGGGCGUUCCACACCACAGCUUGUCCAAAGAUACGCCCAGACUUGUCCUCAAGACAAACAGCGAUGUGCUUGUCUGCGAUUGGUGCAAACACAUCCGCCACACUAAGGAGUACCUGGAUUUUGGAGCGGGUGAAAGACGGCUCCAGUUCUGCAGUGCAAAGUGUCUGAACCAGUAUAAGAUGGACAUAUUCUAUAAAGAGACUCAGGCCGCACUGCCAGGGAGUUUAUGUAACCCUCCUCUCCCCACGAGUGAUACGAUAUCGGAGAGCACAGCGGGUGUACAGCUCCUUACACCCGAGUCCUGGAGCGCACCUCUAAAUGAGCUCCGCAGUCGCAAGGCACCUUCACCAGGGGGUGCCACCACUGUAGCGGGACCUUCUGGGUCCACCUCGGGGUCGCCAUCUGAAACUGGAACUGUGUGUUCCUCCUCGUCCUCAUCAUCCUCGUCAUCAUCAUCUACGAAAAUCCCCACACCGCGGCUGCAUGAAAGCCCUGCAUUACCGCCACCUCCUCCUCCACCACCGAUAGCAGGUUUACAUCCAGCUCUGGGUGUGCCGCCUAGCAGCCCGCCGAUGGUGAUGACACCGCGUGGCCCAGUUCCUCUCCCUCUCUUUAUGGAGCACCAGAUGAUGCAGCAGAUUCGCCCUCCGUUCCUACGUCCCCCAGGCCCCAACAGCCCUCAUUCCAAUCCCAUGAUUCCUGGCAUUGGGCCACCACUUCCUCCUCGGACUUUGGGUCCUCCAUCAAGCCCUAUGUACCGCCCGCUCUUUUCCCCCCACAUGCACCCAUCCUCCACCCCAAACCUCCCUGGGAACCCUCCGGGUAUGAUGCCACAUCCCGGUGGCCACAUGCCAGCCUUGCCUUUCCCCCCAGUUAACAUGAUGCCAGCUGGACCCAUCCCAGUUCCACCCAUUAUGAAUAUUGGCAUACCUUCUUUAGCCCCCCUAGUGCCACCACCAACAUUAUUAGUGCCCUAUCCAGUGAUUGUGCCAUUACCGGUCCCCAUACCCAUUCCAGUGCCCAUACCCUUCAGUCCGCAGGCUUCUGGUGACCGACCAGGAAAUGAUGGAACACUUCUGAAUGCUGCAAGUGAGCAGAGUGCUUCAAAAGCACCACCAUCAUUUUCUCAAAGCACCUCCAGAGGGGAGGGGAGGGACUUUCAGCAAGCCCCUCCCACCUCAGAUACAUUUUCGCCAGGAUUUUCCAAACAGAUGGAGCAGGGCAUGGCAAACGUGGCAGAGCUCAUGGUUAAAACAGAAAACUCUGGUAACGGAAGCUCUGGACACUCCCAGAAAGACACACCAGCAGAUGGAGUCAUUGAUUUAACAACAUGUCGUCGUUCCCGGCAACAGCUAGUUAUACAGAGGCUUGUAACCUGUGUGCAGGUAAAAGCAGAGCCCGGGUUAAGCCCACCACCUGCAGUUUUGGGUGAAACUGAGGUGGAUGGGUCAGCUAGUACUAGUACAGGUAAAAUAGAAGAUAACCACAGAGACAGUAAUGAUGAAAGCCCAUUGGCUAGCGUGGCUCUGCCUUGUGCCGACCCGUCCUACUGCAGCGGCACACCGCCACUUUCUCAUCCAAUCACAUGCAGUGAUACAGCUAAAUCUGAGCCUGGCUCUGCUACACCCUGCAAUGUGAUUGUUAAUGGGAGCUGUAAUGUGCCUCCAGCAGAGAGUUCGAUCAGAACACCUCUGUUAGAGCAGCGCCCUCUAGUGGACCCCUGCCGCAGAACUGCCGCUGUAUGCUGCGAGCCUGCGGGGGCUGAUCUAGAAGGAGAGGACCUGAAAGAGAACAGCUGCUUAGCAACAGAAAGAGACUCAGCAGGUAAGAGAAGCUCAAAUGACCAGUCUGCCAUUACCGCAGUAACAGGGGAGGACAAACCUCAGAGCCCUGAAGAUGCCCCAUCUGGUGAGGACCAUGCCUACGCCCUGCCCAUAAUGCCCAAACCUGGCUGUGUCAUUCAGCCCGUGCCCAAACCUGCUGACAAAACCGCUGCCAUUUUACCCUGUGGCUUGACAGCACCAUUAACAGGAACCGUUCCAAUGGAAAUGGAGCCUCCACUGAAGAGAAGGUGUCUGCGUAUCCGCAAUCAGAACAAGUGAAACAGAGGACAGAAAUCACCAUCUCACCAAAGGGAUAAAGAGACCUGCACUGCAGCAGAGACCAUCAGCUGUCCACAGACUUCAUCCACAAUCCAGCCAAUCAAGAUGUCAACCUUGUUUUCUCCACUUUUCCAAACACGCACAUACACGUUGCGACAAUAUGCACACAGAUCAUCCGGAUUUGGCAGCAGUCUGCUCCAUCUCCACCCCUUUCGGCUAAACAAAGACUGACACAAACCGUUAAUCUGGGAAUGUAGAUCGGACGUGAUGUUUGACCUUCAACUGCGAUAUCUUCAGGCAAAGUCUGUUCUCAGUCUACUAGUUGAUGGAAGAGAUAUUUCUCAUCCUCUCCACUCGACCUGUCUAUCCACGGCUUGUUGAGAGGAGUUUCCCCUACUGUUUGGAGGCGGCAUUACAGUGUACAUAUACAGAUUUCCAAAAAGGCGGAGCUUAAGUCAAACACAAUAGAUCUGCCAGGCUGCCUAUCAAACACGCUCAUGAAUAACUAUAAUUUGGAACAGGGCCAGUCAAAUCCUGCCACAGAUGGAUGGACCAGUUUUGUGCUUUGUGUGUGCAUUCAAAGAAGCUUGGUUUAAUCUGUCUGGAUACGUUUGGAUGCUUCUGAUUCAAUAGUUUCAGUCAGAAAGACUAAUACAGAUGCAGAGUUGCUCUAAAACUCUGAAUACUCUCUCCUCUCAAAUCUUUCUCCCCCUCACUUCCUCUGACUAUAUGUAUCAGUAUCUGCAACACCAGCAAAACACUCUGUACUCUUUCUUAACCUCUUUCCUUUCUCUCCUUUCUGAGGGAGAGGUGUUCUGGAACCGGACACCAAAAAAGACAGGAAGAGAGAAACGUACACACACUCUUUAGGGAGUACAAAAACAGAAGGAUGGAGUGAACUUUCAUUUCAUCCCUGGAAAGAAACUGGAAACUCAUCUAUCGUUGGAGAAGAUAACUAGAAGAUAAGUAGUCUGCACUACUGGAGAGAAGUGUUUGUGGUUGGUUUGCUGGUUUAUAGUGCAAUUAAAAUUCAUUCACUCAAUGAUUUGAUUGAGGAUUACAGGGUACAGGCCUCACCAAGCAUUUUGGCGAACUGUUAAAAUGGCUGCUAGUUUUGCAGCCAUUGGCUUGGAGACUGUCCCAUCCAGUCUGUUCAGUCACAAGCACUCAUUGCCACGGCGUACGGCUCAGCGAAGAGUCGGUCUAACACUGCUGGUGGGUUGUGUACACACUGUCCUGAUGUAUCAGAUGGCUUAGAUGGAAAUCAGUGUCCACAGGGGCAUUUGGGUUGGAUUUCUCAUUAUUUAUAUCAGUAUCCAUCUUAUUGCAGUGCUCCUAUUUAAGAAAAAUCUAUCAAGAGUACUAUCAAAACCAGUGGAGAGGUCAGUAAGCAUCUCGGGCAGCUGCGAGCUGGUGUCAAGGGUACAUUCUUGAGGUUUUUUUUAUGCUUUAGUUUUUCGCCAAAUCCCAGUCAGUGCUAAAUUAUGUUCAUCACUUCCUUUCCAGCUACGGUUACAUGAACAGUUUCAGUUAGUUCCAAGGUGCCUCAGUAUAGCAUUCACUUACACAAGAUGCCAAGAACAUUUAGCUUAAAGGUAGACUGGGUUGGUUAGGUGGACACCGAGCCAAAAUGAUUUUAGUUACACAGAGUACUGUAAGAGCUGAAUGCAUGGUUAGCACCUGGGUGCAUAGGUUAUUUGUUUUGACUAAAGUGGAGGAGUGAACCUUAAAGCCAAGCGUGUGCGUGUUUGUGUGUGUUUAAUUGGGAGGUGUAUCCGAUUUCUGGCCAAAAUGGAGUUCAGUUUGACAAAACAUUCAAGUUUGCCAAUUUAUUUUGGGAGAAGGUCUAAAAUUCGAGUCAAAAAUUUGUCAAGCAAUGUGUCGGACAUCACAAGGGGGAUGAAAAAAAAUACACAAAUCAAAAAUACGCAUGAUUUGAUAAUAUCGAUGAAUACAAAAGUUUCAGUCAUAUAUGGAAAAAAAAGGAAAUAAAUGAAACAUUUUCAUUUAAACAAUUUCAUUAGAACAGAAUUUCAGAUCAGAGAUUCUUUGUUUUACUUUUUUUUUUUUGCUUGUUUUCUUUACUUAAGUCACUUUGAUAUACUUUUUUAUUUUUGUUGUUUUUAUUUACUUUUUAAUUGUUUAUUUUUUGUUUUGUUUACCUGUUUUUUGUUUGUUUGUUUUUUGUUUUUUUUGGUUACUUUUAUCGUUUUUUGUUUUGUUUUUCAUUUUCUUUUGUUUCUGUCUUUUGGUUUUCAUCUUUACUGUUGGUGUUUUUUUUCUCUGAUUACUCUCAUAUAAACUGAGUUUAACUGACCAACACUGACCCAAAUCUCCCCUGCAACCUUUACCACUUCUCUCUCUCCCUCUUUUCCCCUCUUCUUUUUCUCUCUGCUCUUGGACGACGUACAAAGUAGAGUGUAAUCCUACCCUAUUCCUCUGUACUUUUUGUUGCAGGAUUCAGUUUCACAGUGGUAUAUUUUUUUAAGAGUAGGCUCAGAGGUCUAAUUGUGACUGGUUAGAGUAAGGACUGGAUUUCUCUCUGGGGUUUGUAUGUGGUGGAGUCUCAUUCCAGUGUCAGAUUUAAUCCCACACACACACACACACACACAUUCCUGUGUCAGAUUUAUUUUGUCAGUGCUGAUUCGGCUGGCUGACCCUCCGUCUGGAUGGAGGUGUUACAGAGAGCAGAUUGAUAAAAAGGGCAAAAUAUCAGAGAGGCAUAAACACACACACACACCAAACACAUGGACUGAGCGUGUAUACUGAGUGUGUGUGUGUGUGUUUAUAGGAGAAACAGUGAAUCUCAGUGUUGAUCUGAGAAUCUUGAUACUGUGUGUGCGGCACAACCGAACGUACAUUACAUGUCUGGAUUGGUCAUGAGGAGCCAGCAACAGCAUCAUAUGUCACUUUCAUUAUUGACUCAAAUUUCCUAGCUUUUUUCCUCUCUCCCCUCCUCCUCUUUCAUUCUCAGCCUUUUCACUUCUCCCCUCUUACCCCACCUCAGAGUAAAAAAUAAACAAUUUAAUCGUUAGAUGAAUCUUAAAUAAGAACAUAAGACACACUGUAAGAUAUAAAGUCACAAUUAUAGGAAAUAUAGUUGCAACUAUGAGAAAUAUUCUCACUGUGACAUAGUUGACAAGACAAAGUUGCAAUUAUGAAAUAAAAUGUCUCAACUGCAAGAAAAAAGUCUGCUUUGUAAGAUAUACAGUAGCAAUUUUGCCAAAUCAAAGCAGAAAUGGUGAAACAGUCACAGUAUGAGAUUUAAAUCUACAAUUGGGAAACAAGUCACAUUUUUUUAAACUCUGAUAUCCAGAUGUUCUGUUAAAUUUGUCACUCUGACCUAUACAAUUUUAUUCCCAUUUUCAAACUUACUUCCUUUAUAACAGUUUACUCUUAAAAGCAGCAGUAACAGCUUGUUUUUGUUGAUUAAAAGGGUGUUUGAAGGACAAUUUAAAGUCAUGUCAUACUAUAAUCACUUCCUAUGGCUGCACACACCACCCAAACACCCAUUACACAUCUCACAGACAUGAAAUAUGAUUUUUUUUCACUUGCCUGUGUAUGUGUAUAUGUGUGUGUGCUUGUGUGACCUUGCUGUUGUAACCGGAGCAGCACAGACUGGGCUGGGACAGAUAUAGCCCUGAAACCCAACACUGUUGUAGUGUCUGCGGUCCCACGCAGACAAGACAAUGACACCAGCAAAAAAAAUCGUGUGUGUGUGUGUGUGUGGGACAUAGCAGAUGAAGCUGUCCUUGACAACAACAGAGAGACACUGUGUAUGUAUGUGUACAUUGUAUGGGAGACAUAGUCAUUGCACUUAUGGUAAACACUGUAAAACUGUGUGUCAGCUAUUAUAAAUGGCCACA
Messenger RNA from Carassius carassius (crucian carp), 7105 nucleotides. Its product is annotated as sine oculis-binding protein homolog A. Gene Ontology annotation, cellular component: nucleus. The record is from RefSeq and is a predicted model, not a curated record. Gene Ontology annotation, biological process: animal organ development. The transcript has 9 exons. The coding region runs from base 447 to 3239 and encodes 930 amino acids. Lineage: Eukaryota; Metazoa; Chordata; Actinopteri; Cypriniformes; Cyprinidae.